GCAUGUUUUGGAAAUUUGAUCUUCACUCAUCAUCCCAUAUAGACACACUUCUAGAGAGAGAAGAUGUAACACUGAAGGAAUUAAUGGAUGAAGAAGAUGUUUUACAGGAGUGCAAAGCUCAAAAUCGCAAGCUGAUAGAGUUUCUUUUGAAAUCAGAAUGUCUGGAAGAUCUAGUUUCAUUCAUUAUAGAAGAGCCACCUCAAGACAUGGAUGAAAAAAUCAGAUACAAGUACCCAAACAUAUCUUGUGAGCUGCUUACUUCAGACGUUUCACAGAUUAAUGAUAGACUGGGAGAAGAAGAAUCAUUACUAACAAAACUGUACAGUUUUCUUUUAAAUGAGCCCCCUUUAAACCCAUUAUUGGCCAGUUUCUUCAGCAAGGUGCUAAGUAUUCUUAUUAGCAGAAAACCAGAACAGAUUGUGGAUUUCUUAAAGAAAAAGCAUGAUUUUGUAGACCUCAUUAUAAAGCACAUAGGGACCUCUGCUAUUAUGGACUUGUUGCUCAGGCUAUUGACCUGCAUAGAACCUCCACAGCCCAGGCAAGAAGUAUUAAAUUGGUUAAACGAGGAGAGAAUUAUCCAGAGACUUGUGGAAAUUGUGCAUCCUUCUCAAGAUGAUGAUAGACAUUCAAAUGCAUCCCAGUCACUUUGUGAGAUCAUCCGCCUGAGCAGAGACCAGAUGCUACAAGUACAAAACAGUUCAGAACCCGAUCCCCUGCUUGCAACACUAGAAAAAAAAGAAAUCAUAGAGCAGCUGCUAUCAAAUAUUUUUAAUAAAGAAAAAAAUGAAUCUGCAAUAGUCAGUGCAAUUCAGAUAUUGCUUACAUUACUGGAAACAAGACGACCGACAUUCGAAGGUCACAUAGAGAUUUGUCCGCCAGGUAUGAGCCAUUCAACAUAUUUGGUCAAUAAGAGUGUACUAGAAGCCAUAAGAGCACGACUUGCAUCCUUUCAUGAACUGCUAUUGGAGCCCCCCAAAAAAAGUGUAAUGAAGACAACGUGGGGAGUGUUGGAUCCACCUGUCGGGAAUACCAGAUUAAAUGUGAUUCGGUUAAUAUCCAGCCUCCUGCAGACAAACACAAACAAUAUCAACCUGGAGCUUAUAGAGCUUAAUAGCAUAGGAGUUAUACUGGAUAUGUUUUUUAAGUAUACAUGGAAUAACUUUUUACAUACUCAAGUAGAAAUUUGUGUUGCAUUGAUUCUCGCAAGUCCUUUUGAAAGCACGGAAAAUGGUACUAUUUCAGAUCAGGAUUCCACUGGAGACAACAUUUUGCUGAAACAUCUUUUCCUUAAGUGCCAUUUAAUAGAACGAGUACUUGAAGCAUGGGAGAUGAAUGAGAAGAAACAGUCCGAAGGAGGACAGCGAUAUGGCUACAUGGGUCACUUAACAAGGAUAGCUAACUGUAUUGUGCACAGUACUGAUAAAGGGCCAAAUAGUACACUAGUACAACAGCUUAUUAAAGAGCUUCCAGAUGAAGUCAGGGAGCGAUGGGAGACAUUCUGCACGAGUUCUUUAGGCGAAACGAACAAAAGAAACACAGUGGAUCUAGUUACUACCUGCCAUAUUCAUUUAUCCAGUGAUGAUGAAAUUGAUUUUAAGGAAACUGGUUUCUCACAGGAUUCCUCUUUGCAACAAGCCUUUUCUGAUUAUCAGAUGCAACAAAUGACGUCCAAUUUUAUUGACCAGUUCGGCUUCAACGAUGAGAAGUUUGCUGAUCAAGAUGACAUUGGCAAUGUUUCUUUUGAUCGUGUGUCGGACAUCAAUUUUACCCUCAAUACAAACGAAAGUGGCAACAUUGCUUUGUUUGAGGCAUGCUGCAAGGAGAGAAUACAGCAGUUUGAUGAUGGUGGUUCUGACGAAGAAGAUAUCUGGGAAGAGAAACACAUUGCAUUUACACCGGAAUCUCAGAGACAAUCCAGCUCAGGCAGUACAGACAGUGAAGAAAGUACAGAUUCUGAAGAAGAGGAUGGAGCAAAGCAAGACUUGUUUGACUCAAGCAACAAUACAGAAGACAAGAUGGAAGUAGAUUUAAAUGAACCACCUAAUUGGUCAGCUAACUUUGAUGUUCCUAUGGAAACCACACAUGGCAGCAAUCUGGAUUCUGUUGGGUCUGAUGUAUGGAGCACAGAAGAACCUGUACCAGCAAAAGAAACUGGAUGGGCUUCCUUUUCAGAGUUCACAUCUUCUCUAAGUUCAAAAGAUUCCUUAAGAAGUAAUUCACCUGUGGAAAUGGAAACCAACACAGAGCCAGUAGACCCUUUGAGUGCAAAUGUAGCAGCGCUUGCAACAGAAUCAGAAGCUGCAGGAACUGUUGCAAUGGAGGCUGGUUCUGAUGGAGAAGAUGAUAUAGAAAAUGCAGACAAGGUGACUGAGACAGUAAUGAAUGGCAGCAUGAAGGAAACCCUUAGCCUUACUGUAGAUGCUAAAACAGAAACUGCCGUCUUCAAAAGUGAGGAAGGAAAAUUGUCUACCUCGCAAGAUGCUUCUUGUAAAUAUAUGGUGGAGGAGAAUGCAGAAGCUGGAGAAGAAAAUCCUGUCACGGCGCAGCCUGCAAGCAGCAGUCUGGAACAGAGGAAUGGUCAACAAGCUCUUCUACCAGAGGCAUCUGUUAAUGGCCCUGUAUGAUAUGUGAUACUGACUGCUGUUGGCUGAAGAAUAUGAACUGAUAUCCAAGGAUAACUUGAGGAUUUCAUCUAGAGCCUAUUGGAGCCAGUUACUGCUGCACUAAUUUCGCAAGGGAUCAGGACCAGCAACAUUUAUAUUCUAGAUUUUGAGACAUUGUACAGAAAUUCAUAAGUGUAAAAAUUGCACAUUGAGAAAUACCAAGAAUUUUUGCGUAUGUUUAUAUUGUAUUGUUCUAAAUAAUAAUGGGUGAUUUGUGAAAUAAGAUCUUGCCACCCAAGUAAUGAUAGUAGUGAUACUCUAGUUAAAAUGGCUGUAAGAAUAGUUUUAUAAAAAAAAAAAGUGAAUACACAAAUCUAAUGUAUUUGAGGCAUAACUGACAAUUAGUGACCAAAGUAUUUAGCAGUCCCAUCAUUUUUUACCCUGAAAUUUGAAGUCCAUAUUUCUUUCAGUUUGGCCACACACACAAAAAAAGUACAACUGCAAUGCCCUCUAAAUGUUUUGGUUGUUUUAACCAGGAUUUUUGGUGUUCAGCAUUUUACAGCAGGUUUUCAAUUGAUAAUUGUUUUCUGUAUUGUUUAA
This is a messenger RNA of Gekko japonicus, 3203 nucleotides long. It is a transcript of the gene PPP6R3, whose product is annotated as protein phosphatase 6 regulatory subunit 3. Gene Ontology annotation, molecular function: protein phosphatase binding; protein phosphatase regulator activity. Lineage: Eukaryota; Metazoa; Chordata; Lepidosauria; Squamata; Gekkonidae. The record is from RefSeq and is a predicted model, not a curated record. The coding region runs from base 3 to 2624 and encodes 873 amino acids. Gene Ontology annotation, cellular component: nucleus; cytosol. The transcript is spliced from 22 exons.